UAAACAGAACCGAGAAUCAUUGUAGCGGAGGCUUUAAUCACGGGGCGCGUUUACAAUGUUGAUCCUGCUCCGAAAGCAGGAACCAAUCGCGUUCGUUCGCCUAUCGUCGCACGACCGCGUUCUCGCCGAACGAACAUCACGAGAGCCGCAGUCGAUGCUGCUCUCAGUACUGUCUGUUGAAAUUCGAUUGAGGUUGCGAUCGCGACCAGGUGGAACUCAUAUUUAUUACCGUCUUUGACCGUUUACCAGAAGUAAUUGCAAAACACCGUAGAAAUGAAGGCGCUGCUGGACCCGAUAUAUGUAGAGGUACCGCGUGACACUUAUUUCACCGGGAGAAUCGCGCGCGUAGCUCAAGGCGGACCGUUUGACACAACCGGCGAACAAGUUGUAUUAAAAGUCGUCGUCGGCGGCCGCACAACCGCCUGAAAACAUUUCUCCUACGUCCCUUUACCCGAUUCCUCGCGGGGCAUCGCUCGCCCCGGCGGUACCGCGGAGAUACGACGAACCGCAGUCCCGCACGAGUGACACGUUGAUCUUUGAGAUAUUUAUAAAAGAGAACAAUUAGAUUACCAUACACGUUGGCGCGUCAAUUCGCUCGACAUCUCCCUUCGACUCCGAUUCCGAGAGAUUCUCGAGCGGCGAGACGAACCACCGAGCGAAUCUCUCGCGUCCAAGCUCUUUGCGCUCUAAAGUGGCUCUCUGAUACGAGACGAACAACUGAACAACUUUCGAGAGCUUUUCCCCACGCGACAUUUGUUUUCUUAAUACAAGAAUCGAGUGUAUUUCUUUUUAACAUUACCACGUUUAUUCGCAUGGCGUCUCUAAAUUUACAAAAUCGCGUUCAAGCAGUUGUUUCUCGCUGUCUUAUCGAGCGAAUUUUAUCUAAUGUAUGUUCAAAAAGCACUUAGACGCGCGUAUACGCUAUAAAAUCUUUAGAGAAACAAAACUACGUCCAGCGCGUGUGACUUCGAACAUUCGUUUGUUAGCUUCGAAUUCGUGAGCUGCUGGUUGAAUGCAGUCUCGUAAAACGCCAGCACAGAGCAACUGCACUGUGCGUUCUCUGUGUCUCGCGAUACCGCAGGCUCGUUUUCUAUCGCUGCGCUGGUCAACUAGUGCGAUAAAUCGGAGUAAGAUAAGUAAUUGUUUUCACUCCAGUCAGUUUUGCGUUGGUUCACCAGUGCAGCAGCAGAAGGCUGGUCUUAUAUUACAUUGUAUCGUCGUGAUUUCAUAUUCACCGUCGCUCUCGUGCUUUCAGGAAUUUCUCUUCAAACAGUCAAACACGUAUCAGGUGUUUGACUUGAAGACGCCCGCAUAUAUACCCGCCGCCUGCAGUCUUCUCGCGGCCGACAAGAAGCGAGGGCUGCUUUACGUGGGACACGACGAUAAAGUUACCGUGUUAAAGCCGGCGGACGAGAGCAAUGCGGAGUGGCAGAUAGAACUCCAGUUACCAGGCGUUAUAUCAAAGAUUGCAAUUAAUUGUGAUUAUAAUUAUAUCGCUAUAGGCAUAGCAUUGAAGCCCACAGUAUUGAUAUACGAUGCCCAUUCACUAGCUAGAAAUAGUCUCAACCUGUUGGUUGAAAUAACACCGACGAACAAGCUAGACAGCUACAUAACGGACAUACGAUGGAACCCCACCGUACCGUCGAUGUUCUGCAUCGUCACCAGCGACUGCACCAUUGGUAGCUUCCUGUUGAAGGUGGAGGAGGAGAAUUUUGUACCGAAAGUGUCGGUGAUAUCCAAGGUGUCGAGCGAGCCGCAGGCUCUGUGCGCGGCCUGGAGCCCCAAGGGCAAGCAGAUAGCGGUGGGUUGCAAGAACGGCGACAUUGUGCAACUGAAGCCGGACACCCUGAAGGUCGCCAGAGCUAUCGCGGGUCCCUCGCCGUCCAUCGGGGAGGUCAUCAGCAUCCUGUGGCUCAGCAACUAUCAGUUUUGCGCCGCGUAUCUGAACGGCGAGCGGUACGUCAACGUUCUCAUCGUUGACGCGCCGAAAGGUGAGGCGAGCGCGAUCUUCACGUGCUACGGGGACAUCAUGUACAGCUUCCCCGAGGGGGAGGACAGCGUACCGCGGUAUUACUUGGAGCACGUCCCGGAAUGGGGACUCAUCAUAGCGGGUAGCAGCACCAGCAGCGAGAUAGCCAUGCUGGGCACUGCGGACGGUGGCGCCAAUUGGAAUCAGUGGCAGCUGGUCGACAGCGGCAGGGCCCAGUUGCCGUUGAUGAGAACCACGGAGAUUUAUCCGCUGGGCCUGGCCGUGGACAAGUCGCCGACCGGCGUGCUGCCGUGGGGCACGGACUCGACGUUGCCGCAUCCGGUCCCCAUUUUGCACAUCCUCGGCACGUCCGGGAAAUUGUGCAGCUUUCACAUGGUCAAUCUUGCGCCCAACUGCCCCGCCAUCAAUGUUCCUCCCACCGAGAUCGUCGCGCCGCCGGCACCGUCGCAGCCCCACGCCGUCGCGCCCGCGGAAAUGUCGUUCAGCAUAAACGCCGCGGUGACCAGCACGCCGCGCUCGAAGCCACCGGAAAUGGCGCCGGAACGCUCGAAACCCGCUCCGAUGAACAUAUUUGGCGACUCUCUGAAAACAGCGGGAUUCUUUCAGCCGCCUGUGGAACAAGCGGCCGAGCAGCCGAAGCCGCAGGAGGAAAAGGCUGUGCCGCAGACAGUUGCGAAACCAAUCGCGCCUAAAGAAGCACCAGUGCCGGAGCCCACAAAGACGACGGAGAUCAAGGCAGUUGCGGACAAGGAAGCGAGCUCGCCGCAAGCGACGGAACAGAAAGCCUCCAUAGACGAUAGCAUACGGAUGCGAGCUUACGUGCAGGAGCAGGCGUUGUUCGAGAAAGAGCUGCGAACUAGAUUGGAGCCGCAGGUGUGGGAGUGCGGCACGGACGCGGAAAAGAAGCAGCUCGGGGAGACGUCCGUCUUCAUAGAACAGUUCCUGCGAGAGCUGAAGGAGACGACAAACAGCCUGUCCAGCGACAUAACGUACCUGAAAGCCCUGUUGCUCCAGUCGUUCGCGUGGGUCGAGGAGACCAAGUCGAAGAACGCGGCCAGCGUCGACAUCACCGCCAGAAACUGCAACGAGAACAGCAAGAUAGCAGAUCUGCAGCGCUGGUACUACUACAUACAUACGCAGCUGAAUCAGGUCAACAAGAUCUUGGACCUGGAGUGGUCGGAGCACAAGGCGCAGGCGAAGUCGAGGAUGAAGAUCCCCAGCUUGGAGUACGUUUACCAGAAUCUCGUCACCCACAACAAGAUCAUCGCGAAGGAGAAGGAGAAGCUCGAACAGGUCUCGCGACGGUGGAAGUCGCUCAAUCGCUCGAUGGCGGCCGACGGCGUGUCAAAUCUCAAUCGCUCGAUGGCGAGUCUGCACGUGAGCUUGCCGAGAUCGUCGGCAUCGGUGAUCAGCUACAAGACCGACGUCAUAGACACCCGCUGCAAGGCCAUCGCAAUGAGGACUCUGAGUUUCACGCACGAGAAGCAGCUCAGGCUGAGCGCGUUGCUCACCGAGUCGUCCCCGAGGAUCAUCAAGCCGGUCAAUCCGUCGCCGGUUCAGGAUCGUCUCAAAGCCACACUGUCCUCCUUGGCGUCUCUCAGUCCUGUCGUCAGUGAGGCUAGGACCAAACCCGAGCCGCCGAUUGUUAAGCAAAGCGUCGCCGUUAAGCAGCCGGUAGAUAAGCAGGCCAAGUCGCAGAGUCCGCUCGCCUCGUUGAACAGUAUCGUCGCGAGGAUCGGCACGCCCGACACGAACGGCGUCGUCCAGGCGCAGACCAAGGUCCAGCAGAAGCCGCUCCCGACGGCGGUGUCGUUCUCCGGUGCGAUCUCCACCAAGCAAACGGACAAGAAGCCCGCGGCGCCGGCGGUCCUCGCGGCGUCGCAGUCCAAGCCGAAGCAGGAGCUCAAUGUCAACUUCCCGACGUCCAUCACGUUCGGAGCGCCGGCGCCGAAGACUCAAGAUACCCUCUUCUCGAAGUCUCUCGUCGCAGACAUGGCUGCCAGGAACAACAAGGACCCGGCGAGCGGCGACGGCGUCGUGAAGGCCCCGGAAUCCGCUCUGUUCUCCACCGGGCUGCUGAAGGACGUGCUGUCGACGGAUUAUCCGUUAGCGGAGACCGCUCGCAUGGGGAUAGCGCGCAACCUCUUGCCGCUCUCCGCGGCGCCGGCCGCCGCGAAAACGGACGCCGCGGCCACGUUCAGCUUCGCCACGGCCAACAUGCUGCCGCCGCCCGUCGCGAAGGGCUCGCCCUCCGCGCUCGACAUGAUGUCCUUCGCUUACUCCAAGUCCGCGCCCGCCGUAGAGCCCGCGAUGGCGAUUCAAGCGACGGGGAUGCAGACGCCGAUAGAACUGUCGGCCCUGUCCCUGGGAUCAGCCGGCGCGUUGACCCUCCAGUCGGCCGAUCACUUGAGCGCGGGCGCGAAGGCGAACGCGACCACGACCUCCAUGAGCUUCGCCACACCCGCGGCCGUUAUCGCGGCACAGGCUCCCGCGAUGACUGCCGCCGUCACGUCCGUCAUGACCAUCGGCGGGGUCACCAUCAGCGUCGUGGACGCGAACGCCGCUCAGAAGCCGAUGACGGAGGUGCCGUCCAGCAGCGCGGUCAUCGUCGAGAAGGUCAUCACCGCGCCCGAGAUGAAGGCGCCCAGCUUUGGUACCGCGAGCGCCCAGGCCGCGAUCUUGUUGGCGCCGUCGAUCUUCGGCGGCGGUCAGACCGUCGCGAAGAGCACGGCGACAACGCCAGAGGCGAUUGCACUGCCAGCUACCACGAGCACCUUCGGCGUGGUGUCCUUCCCGUCGAUUGCGCCUACCUUCGGGACGACGACCACCGCGUCGGUGUUCGGCGGAUUCGCCAACGCGCCAGCCGGCGUCGCCGCCACCAGCCCUUCGGCGGUGCCCGCGAGCACCGCGCCCGUGUCACCCUUCCAGGCCUCCCUGAGCAAGCCGACGUUCAGCGAGACCGCCGCCACCGCCACCAGCGCGCCGGCCACGAGCUUCGGCACCGGCAACGCCGUCCCCGCGAGCACCAUCUCGUUCGGCCUGCCCGCGGCGACCUCGAUCACGCCGGCGUUCGACAAGAGCCCGAUAGUGUCCCCGGCGUCGAACGCGCAUUUCCCGACCGUGCAGACGCCCGCGUCGACGGCGAACAUCUUCGGCAAGCCGAUCAUCAGUCCCGCGUCGACGCCGUUCGGCGGCACGUCGAGCUCGGUGUUCUCCAACGCGCCCGCCUCCACCUCCUCCAACACCUCUGUAUUCGGCGGCAACAGCAUCUUCGGCUCGACCGCCCCGAGUGGGAAUAUCUUCGGGGGUAACACGGGAUUCGGUGCGGCCUCGACGGGAUCUAUAUUCGACACCGGCGCCCCGAAGCCCGGUAUCGUGUUCGGCGGAGCGACAAGCGCACCCGCGUCCCCGUUCGGUGGCGCGACGGCCAACGCGUCGUCGCCGGCGGCAGUCAGCGGUUCCCCCGCGGGCGCCAACGUCUUCAGGUCCACUGUGUCCAACGCGUCACCUAUACAGCAGCCUGUGCUCAGCAGCCAGCCCACUUUUGGGCAAGCCCCUGCCUUCGGCGCCAAGCCGGUGUUCGGGUCGUCGCCCAUCUUCGGUGGAGCGAAGCCAGUUUUCGGAGGUGCUGGUUUUAGCUCGCCCCCGGCGUUCGAGUCUCCUCCCAUGGGAUUUGGAAGUCCACCUACUAUGCAACCUGGCUCUACGAUGGAAAAUAUGCCGAAAGUAUUUGGAGAAGUGACGGGUAGCAGUACGUUCGAAUCUUUAGCUAAUCAGUCGGGUGGUCUCAGUUUCGGUAGCUUAGCCCAGAAGAAUCCAGAACCAGAGAAGCCAACGUUCACUGCCGGCAGCUCGUUCUCCAGUUGGAGAUGAAUAGGACACAGUUGCGGCAGAUCUACCUUCAAAACUGUCACGUGUCUAGCAAAAUGUGAAAUUUCUAUUGAAUAAGGAAUUAUUUAACUACAAUUGUGUAUAUACCGUUUUACAUUCAGAAAGAUGUACUUUUUAUGAAAAACAAAUUACAUUCUACCUUGUACGUUGUAAUAAAUGAGAGAGCGGAUCUAGGUUUUACAAUAAAAUAUUUUUACUUAAA
Vollenhovia emeryi is the source of this 6083-nucleotide messenger RNA. RefSeq names its product nuclear pore complex protein Nup214 (gene Nup214). The record is from RefSeq and is a predicted model, not a curated record. Gene Ontology annotation, biological process: protein import into nucleus; RNA export from nucleus. The transcript is spliced from 4 exons. The coding region runs from base 1013 to 5863 and encodes 1616 amino acids. Gene Ontology annotation, molecular function: structural constituent of nuclear pore; protein binding. NCBI's taxonomy places the organism in Eukaryota, Metazoa, Arthropoda, Insecta, Hymenoptera, Formicidae. Gene Ontology annotation, cellular component: nuclear pore.